GAACUUUGUGGCAGUAAUAGCUUAUGGUGUUCAUACAUGUGCGGUGCAAAGGUGUGAUCGGGCUCUGACUGAACAGAACACAUGGGGUAACCUUGGAAAUGUUCUCAAGAGCCAGAGCAAGAUUUCUGAAGCUGAAAGCGCCUAUAGAAAUGCCUUGUACUACCGCAGCAACAUGGCUGAUAUGCUCUAUAAUUUAGGAUUACUACUUCAGGAAAACAGCAGGUUUUCAGAGGCAUUGCAUUACUAUAAACUGGCAAUUGGAAGCAGGCCCACACUAGCUUCUGCCUAUUUAAAUACUGGUAUCAUCCUGAUGAACCAAGGGAAGACAGAGGAAGCCAGGAGGACUUUUGUGAAGUGCUCAGAGAUCCCUGAUGAAAAUCUGAAAGAUCCUCAUGCUCAUAAAAGCUCUGUUACCAGCUGUCUUUAUAACUUAGGAAAACUUUUUCAUGAACAAGGACACUAUGAGGAUGCCCUUAUGGUUUACAAAGAAGCAGUACAGAAAAUGCCAAGGCAGUUUGCACCACAGAGCUUAUAUAACAUGAUGGGAGAAGCCUAUAUGAGAAUGAGCCGGCUGCCAGAAGCAGAGCACUGGUAUGUGGAGUCACUGCGAUCCAAGAGCGACCACAUCCCAGCCCAUCUCACCUAUGGAAAACUGCUGGCUCUGACGGGACGCAAGAGUGAGGCAGAAAAGUACUUCAUGAAGGCUAUUCAGCUGGAUCCUACCAAAGGAAACUGCUACAUGCAUUAUGGUCAAUUCCUCCUUGAAGAAUCCCGCCUGAUAGAAGCAGCUGAAAUGGCAAAAAAAGCAGCUGAACUCGAUAAUAUGGAAUUUGAUGUUGUUUUCAAUGCAGCCCAUAUGCUCAGACAAGCCAGUCUUAAUGAAGAAGCAGAGAAGUAUUAUGAAAUGGCAGCAGGAUUAAGACCUAAUUAUCCAGCUGCCUUAAUGAAUCUUGGAGCCAUUCUCCAUCUGAAUGGUAAACUGAAAGAGGCUGAAGAAAACUACCUCCUUGCUCUUCAACUUAAACCUGAUGAUGUCAUCACCCAGUCCAAUCUACGCAAAUUGUGGAAUAUCAUGGAGAAGCAAGGUUUGAAGACAUCCAAAACAUGAUAAUGAAAACUCUGUAUUUUUCUUCCUUAAACUUACUAAAUCCACAAACUAGAACUUCCACACGCAGUUGUUCAGUCAGAGAACUCCCUGGACUUGACUGCAAGGAUCAAAGGUCUUAGUUACUGCUAAAGAGAAAUUAUUCUCCCAGAUAAAUAGAGUAAGAGAUACUUUGAGGUAUUCGUGAAGGACUUGUUACCCCACAAAAAUAUUUGAAACCAUAGCACUUGAGAGGAGGUGUUUGGGCAUAUUUGAUAAAUCAUUGCAAAUCCCGUAUUGCUUACUUUUGGGUGGGUACCUGAAAUAUGUACUGUCAUAGAAAUGCUAAGGGAAAAUCGCACAGUAUAUACAAAGCCAUAUGGGAGUUAGUGGUAAUAGUGGGUUAAAGUAUUUUGCUGAUACUGUAACUCAUUAAAAUGUAUACUAAAUCAAACAUGUUUGCAGUUUGUCUUAAUGCUGCUGUAUCUCACUUUUGAACCAUUUGCUUUCCAAUUUCUCAGCUUAUAUGGCCAAGGUUUUUCAAACCUGUCACAUGAUUAGAUGACAGCAUUCGAAGUUGUUUACUGAAACAUGCCUGUUAUUUCAGCUUGUUAACUUUUAAUGCAGGUUUCUUGAGGCAUACAGUCAAAUUGCUGUCAGGUAGACAGAAUGACUAAGGAACUGCCCAUAUUCUACAUCAGAUAUAGUAUGUAGGCUGGUA
Messenger RNA from Empidonax traillii (willow flycatcher), 1805 nucleotides. RefSeq names its product protein O-mannosyl-transferase TMTC2-like. Gene Ontology annotation, cellular component: endoplasmic reticulum membrane. Gene Ontology annotation, molecular function: protein binding; mannosyltransferase activity. The annotation marks the transcript as partial. NCBI's taxonomy places the organism in Eukaryota, Metazoa, Chordata, Aves, Passeriformes, Tyrannidae. The transcript is spliced from 10 exons. Gene Ontology annotation, biological process: protein O-linked glycosylation via mannose. The record is from RefSeq and is a predicted model, not a curated record.